Messenger RNA from Panthera uncia (snow leopard), 1424 nucleotides. RefSeq names its product cyclin Q (gene CCNQ). The record is from RefSeq and is a predicted model, not a curated record. Gene Ontology annotation, molecular function: cyclin-dependent protein serine/threonine kinase regulator activity. Lineage: Eukaryota; Metazoa; Chordata; Mammalia; Carnivora; Felidae. The transcript is spliced from 5 exons. Gene Ontology annotation, biological process: regulation of transcription by RNA polymerase II. Gene Ontology annotation, cellular component: nucleus. The coding region runs from base 213 to 965 and encodes 250 amino acids.
GCCUGGCGGUCAUUUCCACCCCCUCCCGGGGGGAGGGGGGUUGCUGCCGGGGGACGGGCCGGGGCGGGCCGGGGCGGGCCGGGGCGGGGUGGCCGGGACGGGACGGGACGGGGCGGCCGCGCGGGUCGCGAGGACCCCCCGGACCCGGCCGCCGCGCGCGCGGGCCCCUUCUCCUUACGGCGGGGGGGUCUGGGGCCGCGGGGCGGGGCCUCAUGGAGGCCUUUGGUCCCGACAGUGGCGGAGCAGGGGACAAGGCGCGGGGUGCCGAGGGGCGGCCGGCGCCCGAGGCCAGGGUGCACUUCCGAGUGACGCGGUUCAUCAUGGAGGCAGGUGUCAAGCUAGGGAUGCAGUCCAUUGCCGUUGCCACUGCUUGCACCAUUUACCAUAAGUUCUUCUGCGAGAUCAACCUGGACGCCUAUGACCCCUACUUGGUCGCCAUGUCUGCCCUUUACUUGGCCGGCAAAGUGGAGGAACAGCACCUGCGCACUCGUGACAUCAUCAACGUGUCCAACAGGUACUUUCACCCGGGCAGUGAACCCUUGGAGCUGGACUCCCGCUUCUGGGCCCUGCGGGACAGUAUAGUGCAGUGUGAACUCCUCAUGCUGAGAGUCCUGCGUUUCCAAGUCUCCUUCCAGCACCCACACAAGUACCUGCUCCACUACCUGAUUUCCCUCAAGAACUGGCUGAAUCGUUACAGCUGGCAGCGGACCCCCAUUUCCGUCACUGCCUGGGCCCUGCUGCGGGACAGCUACCAUGGGGGGCUGUGCCUCCGGUUCCGGGCUCAGCACAUAGCCGUGGCAGUGCUCCACCUGGCCCUGCAGGCCUACGGGGUCGAGGUGCCCGCCGAGGCCGAGGCCGAGAAGCCGUGGUGGCAGGUGUUUAGUGACGACCUUACCAAGCCAAUCAUUGAUAACAUUGUGUCUGAUCUCAUUCAGAUUUAUACCAUGGACACAGAGAUCCCCUAAGGCCCUGGUCCAGGCCUGCCCAAAGAGAAGCCCGGGAUGCUCGGCCGCCUGGGGACAGCGCCACCACAUCGCCGUGACAGCUGGUCCCCAGAGGACCAGCUGCGAGGACUGGUUCUGUGCUUCUGGAGACAGGCUGGUGAAGGCGAUGACAUAUGCUGCCACUUUGAUUCUCAUGCUUUGACUGUCCCUAGCAGCUGUGGUCCAGACGGUGACGGGAGCCAUACGUCCUGCGGGCAGGCCGGGGCGGGCCAGGGGAAGGGCCCGCAAGGCGUCCCUGUCUGAUUUUGUCCUUUGAGAGGGCACCAAAUGCAGUUGAGCUGUGACAUCAUUGGAAGGAAAACCAGAGAACAGAUAAGACUGCACCCUUGGGGAUUUUUUAAAAGCCAGAUUUAUAGAAAGGAUGAAUGUGUGACAUAGAUGGAAUUCUAUUUUGUAUAAUAAAAGAUGAUACAAGUCAAA